AUACAGUCAGUCAGCAAGAAAUGCUGGUGGUUGGAUUCAAGGAGUCACACUGGAACAAACGAUUACUAGAAGAAGCUGGGGUCAUCUUCUCACAAUUCGAGGCUCAGGGAGGCGAGAAAGGAGAGCGCCAUGACGCCGUCGAGUAUCCAACUUCUUUUGGUCACCAGAUUGGAACUGCGCUUGUUUUUUCUGCAAUUGUUGAUGCCAUCUUCUGGCAGCUUGAAGAAGAUCCUAUAUCAGGGUUCAAGGACAGGUGUGGAGUCAUUUUUUUCCUCAUCAUCGUCCAGCUGUUCUUCAACCUGACAGCGCUAGAAGUGUUCAUUAAAGAAAGAAAAAUUUUUAUGCAUGAGAACGUCAGCGGGUUCUACAGAGUGUCUGUCUACUUCCUGGUGAAGAUUAUCUUUGACAUUCUACCCUUGAGGACAUUGCCUAUAAUAGUUAUGUCUGCAGCGAUCUACUUCGCAGUAGGUCUAAAUCCCGGAAUGGACCACUUCUUCAUGUUCAUGUUUUCCUUAAUCUGCACCACGCUGGCAGCGGCUGGGAUGUCCUUCUUGAUCAGUUCAACGGUUCAUGUGUUCGCUGUCGCCCAGUUGUUGCUGACCAUUCUCUACACAUUUAUGAUGCUUUUUGGAGGUUUCCUGAUCAGCUUGGAUUCUAUAGGCCCCUGGCUGAACUGGAUUCAACACAUAAACCUGUUCAAAUAUUCGUUAACAGCACUUUACAUCAACGAGUUCAAAGAUCGAAACUUUUGCAUGAACAACGGGACUCUAUGCAAAUCUGGCAACUCUUUCCUGAUGGAGAAUGAGAUGAACUACAAGGAGCCGUGGGACCUGUGGCUCAACCACAUGGCUCUACUCAUCAACGCUGUCGUCAUGAUGGUGGCCACUUAUGUGCAGCUGCGGAGGAUGAAGAAGACAACCUAG
Candidula unifasciata is the source of this 923-nucleotide messenger RNA. Lineage: Eukaryota; Metazoa; Mollusca; Gastropoda; Stylommatophora; Geomitridae. The record is from the annotation of a GenBank genome assembly.